GGGCCGUGCCGUGCCAAUCCCAAAUUAUCCUGGGGAGAGCGGCACGGCCCCUGACGGCCUGCGGGCCGGCACGGCAAAUCUAAGCUGGCCCCUCGAGGCUCGAGGGUAGAAGCUGGAAAGAGAAGUUCAGGUUUCUUCUCCCUCGUUUUCGUUCUCAGACACACCGGAGUCUCCAUAAGACCAAUAGUAACAUCGGCUGAUUGGCGGGAGCCUGGAGGCCGUCAAAUCCGGUUAGCUUGCAAUACCAUUUGCUUGCUUUCUCAGAACUAGAAAGAACUCAGGUCUAGGGCUUGGUGUCGCCCCAAAAUUCACAUUCCAUCUUCCAUGGACGACAUGACUGCGUACUAUCCUCCACCGGCGGGACUCCCCAACCCUCACUACCCUUAUUAUCCGCCACCACCACCUUUCGGGGCGCCACCGCCGGCGGCCCCACCAGCAGCACCGCCUCCAUUGCCUCAACAAUACCACCACCUCCAUCACCAACAGCAACCCCCAUUCGCUUCGUAUCCGCCGGGCCUUCCUCCACAACCACACUCACAAGAUGAGGUCCGAACCCUGUUCAUUGCAGGGCUCCCUGGAGACGUCAAGCCUCGAGAGAUUUAUAAUCUCUUCCGCGAGUUCCCUGGUUACCAAUCUUCCCAGCUCCGUAGCUCUACCCAAAGCUCACAGGCAUUUGCUUUUGCUGUCUUCUCUGAUCAACAGUCUGCACUAGCAGCAAUGCAUGCCCUCAAUGGACUGGUGUUUGAUCUUGAGAAGAAUUCAACUGUGUACAUUGAUCUUGCAAAAUCUAAUUCCAGGUCUAAGCGCUCCAGAACAGAUGAUGGACAACCUGGUUCUUUUGAUAAGAAAGUUAGAGGUUCUACUGCAUCUUCAAGAGGAACUUCUGAUUUUGGUGUUGGCAGCAAUAUUCACAUGCCUGGAAUGAGUAGUUCUUCUUACAACAUGAUUGGUUAUCCAUCUACACAAAGUCAAGGAACUUCUGAUAGUGGAGCUGUCAAUGAUAUGGAUCCCAUGAAAUUGAUUUACUUUGCCUACUCAUGCAUUUUUAAGGAGCUUUCCUACAUUUGGCAGAAUAAUGCCUCAGUUCCUCACAUUCCACAAAAUACUGCUCCAUGUCCAACACUUUUUGUGGCUAAUUUGGGGGCAGCUUGUUCAGAACAAGAACUAAAUCAAGUAUUUUCAAGAUGUCCAGGAUUUUUGAAAUUGAAGAUGCAAAACAAAUAUGGAGCUCCUGUUGCAUUUGUUGAUUUUCAGGACGUUGCAUCUUCUACUGCGGCCCUGAAUCACCUUCAAGGCACUGUUCUAUACUCAUCAUUAGAUGGUGAAGGCAUGCGUUUGGAGUAUGCAAAAUCACGGAUGGGGUUGAGAAAGAAGGCAGCAUAGAUGUUGCAGAUAACAAGAGGAGACAUAGUUAUCUCUUGUUGCUAUUAUUCUUUAGUAUGUAAACAUCAAUGAAUUAUGUGGAAGCCUAUUAGAAAAGGAAGGUUUUUUUUUC
Nelumbo nucifera (sacred lotus) is the source of this 1495-nucleotide messenger RNA. The record is from RefSeq and is a predicted model, not a curated record. NCBI's taxonomy places the organism in Eukaryota, Viridiplantae, Streptophyta, Magnoliopsida, Proteales, Nelumbonaceae.